AUGGCUCCUCAAACACCAAGGCAACGUAUCGCAAACGAAAAAUUCGUAAAGAGAGCUGAAGCUCAGCAGGGUAAGGUGAAGAAGGCUAGAUCCAAGCGUGAAUUUCCAGUUUCGACUAAGUGGGUUAUCAUAUUGCUCUUCUUGCUGAUUGGGGGAGGGGUCCUGGAGAUUUUGAGAUUGUUUUUUUGA
Messenger RNA from Komagataella phaffii GS115, 189 nucleotides. RefSeq lists its product as hypothetical. The record is from RefSeq and is a predicted model, not a curated record. Gene Ontology annotation, cellular component: endoplasmic reticulum. NCBI's taxonomy places the organism in Eukaryota, Fungi, Ascomycota, Pichiomycetes, Pichiales, Pichiaceae. The transcript has a single exon. The coding region runs from base 1 to 189 and encodes 62 amino acids.